UAUCGUUAGCACUAGCAUUCCAUGGUUUACAUAAAAAAUCACUAACGAAGUCUGGCGCAUUAUGUGCUUUAUUAGUAGGUUUUAUCACUCUGUCAAAUGAUUGGUCUACGUUUACAGUGGUAUUGUUCGUAUUUUAUUUUACUGGAUCUGGGUUAACUAAGUAUAAAGCGGAAAGAAAAAAACAACUCGAGGAAGAUUAUCAGGAUGGUGGCCAAAGGACUGCUAUGCAAGUUGUAUGUAACGCUCUUACGGGAACAAUUAUUUGCAUAAUUCAUCAACAUUACUAUGGUGGACAAUUAAAAUGCUUACUAGAUGAUCCUCAUAACCUUAAUAUCCAUCAUGUCGAUAGACAUUAUUCGACUUGUAACGGAGAUACGGUAAAAAUCUCUCAGAAUUUCAGGACUAUCCCGCAUAAUUCUACGG
This is a messenger RNA of Racocetra persica, 423 nucleotides long. The record is from the annotation of a GenBank genome assembly. NCBI's taxonomy places the organism in Eukaryota, Fungi, Glomeromycota, Glomeromycetes, Diversisporales, Gigasporaceae.